AUGUUUAAAUAUUUGGUUUUUGUUGCCUUAGUUGCCUACACGUUAGCUGAACACCACGCUUCUUCUUACGCAUCGUUCAACAAUCAUGUAGAUCAUAGUUAUCACCACGAUGAUCACCAUGACCAUCACGAACCACAUCACCAUCCAAAAUAUGAAUACAAAUAUGGUGUUGAAGACCAUCAUACCCAUGAUAUGAAAUCUGCCGAAGAGGAACGCGACGGCGACGUGGUUAAGGGAUGGUACAAAUUGGUGCAACCUGAUGGCAAAAUCCGAGUUGUUCAUUACACCGCCGAUAAGCAUAGUGGAUUCAAUGCGGAUGUUAAAUAUUCGGGACAUUAUUAA
Dalotia coriaria is the source of this 342-nucleotide messenger RNA. Its product is annotated as cuticle protein 8-like. The transcript has 2 exons. Lineage: Eukaryota; Metazoa; Arthropoda; Insecta; Coleoptera; Staphylinidae. The record is from RefSeq and is a predicted model, not a curated record. Gene Ontology annotation, cellular component: extracellular matrix. Bases 1 to 342 code for a protein of 113 amino acids.